ACUCUGACAUAGCAGGGGGGUAGCAACAUGGCCGUCGGUCAGUCGGUAUCGAACCGCCGCAUUACGCGAAGCUCCUACGACUCGCUGUGUCGUAGGAACGCCGCCGCUUGAAUAAAAAACGAGAUUUCGGAAUCUCGUGAACGCGAAGGACGACCUCUUACCGAUGGCAUCGGCUCUCCGACCUUACGCACCCGUCGAGGUCGGCAGUGCCAGCGCGUUACAAUCGCAUCAGGAACGGUUCCACCGGCUCGCGACGCGGUGUACCCGGUAAUUCGAAUUUCGGAGCACGGAUCGAAUAAAUUUCGGAUAACUGUACAAUACAAUUAGAGGAGGAACAAUCAUCUGAAAUUAUUCGUCGAUAAACAAAUUUUUUAAUAAAUAUGGAUUCCAGCGUGGGACAAGGGAAGAAACAAAUUCGCGUAGGAUUUUACGAUAUCGAAGGCACCAUUGGCAAAGGGAACUUUGCGGUGGUAAAAUUAGCUAGGCACCGUAUUACCAAGACAGAGGUGGCUAUUAAAAUAAUCGAUAAAACUCAGCUGGAUCCUACCAAUCUUGAGAAAGUCUACAGAGAGGUGGAAAUAAUGAAGCAAUUGGAACAUCCGCACAUUGUUAAAUUGUAUCAAGUGAUGGAAACGAAGAAUAUGAUAUAUAUGGUAUGCGAGUACGCAAGUAAGGGUGAGAUAUUUGACUAUAUUGCACGAUAUGGGAGAAUGGGAGAACCCAGAGCUCGUGCAACAUUUGCUCAAAUACUUUCCGCGGUUGAAUACUGCCAUGCGACCGGUGUAGCGCAUCGUGAUCUCAAAGCUGAAAACUUACUCUUAGAUGCUCAGAUGAACGUUAAGAUCGCUGACUUCGGUUUUAGUAAUAGAUUUACUCCUGGCGAGAGACUGAGUACAUGGUGCGGUAGUCCGCCCUACGCGGCGCCAGAAGUUUUUAGAGGGAAACACUACGCUGGUCCCGAGAUUGAUGUGUGGAGUUUAGGCGUUGUACUGUAUGUAUUAGUAUGCGGAGCACUGCCCUUUGACGGAUCUACUCUUCAAUCUUUAAGAGAUCGCGUUCUCAGCGGAAGAUUUCGAAUUCCAUACUUUAUGAGCACAGAUUGCGAAAGCUUAAUACGUAAGAUGUUAGUUUUGGAACCAGCAAAAAGAUACACCAUUCCACAAAUAAAGAGACAUCGUUGGAUGGCCGGAUCUGCGGAUACUAUUUGUUCAAUGAUCAUAGCGAGACCAUCAUCGUCCAUCCAAGAACCAAACGAACAAAUACUGCGACUUAUGCAUAGUUUAGGCAUAGAUAUCACACGAACUAGAGAGUCACUAAGGAAUAGCAGUUACGAUCAUCACGCUGCUAUUUAUUUCUUACUGUUAGAAAGAUUGAAGCAACAUCGUGUCAGCAACACAGCAAACAAUGCGUGCUGGCCCGGCGUUACGAGAGCAAAGGAUGACAAAUUCAAAUCAAGAACAAGAGAAGAUGCGACUCGAGGGGGAAAAAGAUUUAGUUCGACCAGUUCCUCGACUGACGAGGGAUGUUGCAGCGCGGAAGGCGAUUUGGAGGAAGGUCCAAGCAGCGAUGAAUUGAGAGAGGCUCAGAUUAAACUAGAAGAGCAUAGAUUAGGCCUAGAUCAUGACAUCAGCCAACGAAUUGACAGUCAAAUAGUCAAUCGGAGAUUAAGCGACUACCAACAUCAUUUUGAUACGCCUCUUAUGGAUUCUAUUGAUCCUCCUAGUCGAACGCUGUUCAUCGCGGGCGGUAGUGGUAGUUCAUCGUCCGAACUUUUCGAAUCGAGUUUUGACUCUGGCUGCCCGCCGGAUUACUCAGCGGCAAAUUCAUUCACGAGUAGCUUGCCCUCCUGCACGCCUCCGCCACCCAUGAGUCCAUCGCCGAUAACUGGUAGAAUAUCCAGAGCUUCUCAAGGGCGUAGAGCAUCCGACGGUGGACCCAGAUUAUUAUUUUGUCAACAGGGUGGCGGGGACAGGCCGACCAAACAGCGGAGUAUUCAAGAUUCCGGGAAAGCUAGAGGCCAUUUAGAUCUUGUUCAUUUGAGACCGCCUUCUACACCACCAGAGAAUUCACAGUUCAAAAUUCGUGGCGACUCCAGCACACAAUUGCAAUUGCUGGUGCAGCAGCGAGUGUUGCAACAGAAACGAAACUUAUACCAUAGACACAGAGGCGGAGGGAGUCCGACCCCGAUCGUAUCAGCAACCGGGAGCGCAACGAUUAGACGGAGCGACCACGUACCGAGACAAGACAGUUAUAAGCUAGCUCAAAGAACACAGAUCCUACCGCCUUUAUCUCAGGGACACGUUGAUAGAGACUUUGAUAGAGAAAGAAAACGAGAUGAAGAAAGAUGGAAAAGUCUGCCAUCUCGACUGGCAGCCGACUGUCAGUUAGCAGAAAGGACACUGUUGUGGAGCCAACAGGUGGGCCUCACCGGUGGAGCAUCAUAUUUGCCACCUGGCAGUGUAGGUGGCUUCUUAUGGCCCACUGGAAGCAACCCUCAUUCGACCAUCUUCGAAAACGUUGGGGAUCCGAUGGAAUGAACACCAUACCAAUCAUACCCUGUUGUGUACUUUUAGCGUUGGAGGUUUUGAGUCUGAAAGACUAGAAAUGUAGAAAGACGAAUACAAUAAGCAGUAUUGCCUUCCUAGUCUUUCCAUAUCAGUAUUUUUUAUUUACAUAAUUGUGUAUUUUAUUAUAUCCGUAUUUUCUAAGUAUCCAAAGGGAAUGUUGUAUAAAUUUCUUUGUAGACCCGUUUCCUCCGUGGUACUCUAGCUUUCAUACGCGAAAUCUUUAAUUUAAAGAAAAGGAAAAAA
Molecule: messenger RNA, 2810 nt
Organism: Ceratina calcarata
Lineage: Eukaryota; Metazoa; Arthropoda; Insecta; Hymenoptera; Apidae
Product: serine/threonine-protein kinase SIK2
Exons: 10
Coding region: 381-2537 (718 amino acids)
Biological process (GO): microtubule cytoskeleton organization; intracellular signal transduction; protein phosphorylation
Cellular component (GO): cytoplasm
Molecular function (GO): ATP binding; tau-protein kinase activity
Source: RefSeq, a predicted model, not a curated record